AUGUCGGCUACGGACAAAAAUAACUUAAAAACAGUUUCUUAUACAGUAUCAGAUUUAUUACCUAAAAUUUCUUCUUUGAUAGAUACAUGUGACUAUCAGUUAGCCUUACAGUUUGCUAAAAGAGCUUUGAGCAUGGAAAGUAAUAAUAUUAUGGUUUUAGAGAUUUUGGGAAUGGUGGAAAUAGAAUUAGGAAUGUACGAUGAUGCUAAAGAGCAUUUUUUAAAAGCCAUUUCAAUAAGUCCGAAUCAAGGAUAUUCAAAAUAUAUGUAUAUGGGUCAAUUAUGUGAAGGUCUAGAAGCUAUUAAAAAUUUUCAAUGUGGUGUUAAUUUAAUGAUUGACGAACACAAAUCAAUUACAUCAUCAUCACAAGAUUCACAAGAAUCUUUAAGCCGUAAAAUUUCUACGGCAUUAUGUUCAAUGAUUGAAAUCUAUUUAACUGACUAUGCUGAAUCAAAAUGUGAAGAAUAUUUAAAUCAAGCUUUGGAGAUCGAUCCAAUAAAUCCUGAGGUUUAUCAAUUAUUAGCCUCAGUUAGGCUUUCUCAGCAAAGAAACGAAGAAGCAAAAAUUGCACUGGAAAAAAGUUUAAGUUUAUGGAUCAAUUUAGAACCAGGUGAUCCAUUAAUACCUUCUUACGACAUCCGAAUAUCUCUAGUAAAGUUACUCCUUGAGCUUUCUCAAUAUACUCAAGCACUUUCGGUUCUUGAAAUAUUGCAAAAGGAAAAUGAUCAA
Racocetra fulgida is the source of this 729-nucleotide messenger RNA. The record is from the annotation of a GenBank genome assembly. NCBI's taxonomy places the organism in Eukaryota, Fungi, Glomeromycota, Glomeromycetes, Diversisporales, Gigasporaceae.